Leptonychotes weddellii (Weddell seal) is the source of this 2738-nucleotide messenger RNA. Lineage: Eukaryota; Metazoa; Chordata; Mammalia; Carnivora; Phocidae. The record is from RefSeq and is a predicted model, not a curated record.
CAUAGCAGGGAGCACCCAGGCCCGUUUCCACCCACAGGGCCAGUGCUCGCCUCUCGCCCAGGACUCAGGCUGCCCUCCCUUUGGCCUCUGCUGUCCAGCCAGCCUCUGCACCCUCCAGAACACUCUCUGUGUUACCUCCAUGCCCCUGGUUGUCCCCACCCCCCACCGUGGGGACCAUGAUGGGGAGCUCUUUGGAGUGCAGCGGGCCAGGGACGAUGUUGUGGGGUCAGGGACUCCCUCUUCAGUCCUGCUGUGGCUGGUCCUGGAGGCAUUGGCUGGGCUGGCACGGCCCUGCCCUGUGGGCCAGCUCUCCAUCUCGGGUCUCAGCAGGUCCAUGACAGGAGCUCCUCACCGAGGCCUGUCCACAGGUGCCUUGGGGACUACGAAGCCGAGCUGAGCCAAGAUGCCGCCAGGGCCCCUGAAAAGGGCCCAGUUUCUGGAGACUCAGAGUGGGCUGUGAAAAACCCCUUGGGGAGCCCCCCUCCCAGGCAGGGAGGCUCUUGGCUCCUGUGAAGAAGGGGCUCAGGGGCCUGGGCAGGGCCAGCUGCACUGCAGCUAUGGACCGUGAGCUGGCCUGGCCCGCGUCCUUGCUGACCCUGCCUGUCUGCAGCCAUGUCCACCAUGGGCUCCUGGGUGUACAUCAUGGUGGAGCUGGCCAUUGCCGUGCUGGCCAUCCUGGGCAACGUGCUGGUGUGCUGGGCCGUGUGGCUGAACAGCAACCUGCAGAACGUCACGAACUACUUUGUGGUGUCCCUGGCGGCAGCCGACAUUGCUGUGGGAGUCCUCGCUAUCCCCUUCGCCAUCACCAUCAGCACAGGGUUCUGUGCUGCCUGCCACAACUGUCUCUUCUUCGCCUGCUUUGUCCUGGUCCUCACGCAGAGCUCCAUCUUCAGCCUCCUGGCCAUCGCCAUUGACCGCUACAUCGCCAUCCGCAUCCCACUCCGGUACAAUGGCUUGGUGACUGGCACAAGGGCCAAGGGCAUCAUUGCAGUCUGCUGGGUGCUGUCAUUUGCCAUCGGCUUGACUCCCAUGCUGGGCUGGAACAACUGCGGUCAGCCACAGGGGGGCCAAAACCGCUCACAGGCCUGCGGGGAGGGCCAGGUGGCCUGUCUCUUUGAGGACGUAGUCCCCAUGAACUACAUGGUGUACUACAACUUCUUUGCCUGUGUCCUGGUGCCCCUGCUGCUCAUGCUGGGCGUCUACUUGAGGAUCUUCCUGGCGGCUCGGCGACAGCUGAAGCAGAUGGAGAGCCAGCCUCUGCCGGGGGAGCGGGCUCGGUCCACGCUGCAGAAAGAGGUCCACGCUGCCAAGUCGCUGGCCAUCAUUGUGGGGCUCUUCGCCCUCUGCUGGCUGCCCCUGCACAUCAUCAACUGCUUUACUUUCUUCUGCCCAGAGUGUAACCAUGCCCCACUCUGGCUCAUGUACCUGACCAUCGUCCUCUCCCACACCAAUUCUGUUGUGAACCCCUUCAUCUAUGCCUACCGCAUCCGUGAGUUCCGCCAGACCUUCCGCAAGAUCAUCCGCAGCCACAUCCUGAGGCGGCGGGAGCCCUUCAAGGCAGGGGGCACCAGUGCCCGGGCCUUGGCAGCUCAUGGCAGUGAUGGAGAGCAGAUCAGCCUCCGCCUCAAUGGCCAUACUCCUGGGGUGUGGGCCAAUGGCAGUGCCCCUCAUCCUGAGCGGCGGCCCAAUGGCUACACCCUGGGGCUGGUGAGUGGAGGGAGUGCCCAUGAGUCCCAUGGGGACAUGAGCCUCCCAGAUGUGGAGCUCCUCAGCCAUGAGCACAAGGGAGCAUGCCCAGAGUCCCCUGGCCUCGAGGGUCCCCUGGCCCAGGAUGGAGCAGGAGUGUCCUGAUGAUCCACUGAAUUUGCCCCUUCCUACAGGAAGGAAAUCUUUCUCUUUGGUGGAUAGAGCCAGUCACGUUGGGAAAAGAGUGAAUGUGCCUGGAGGCCCUUUUCAUGGCCAGUUCCCACUUUGGACUGAGAGGAGGGAGCCCUGGCUGGAGCAGCAUGAGGCCCAGUAGGAAGGGUUUGGAGUCCGAGGAAGUGGACGUUUCAUGUUGGGAGGCCCUGCAUCAGGUCAAGACCACAGCACCAGAGCAUCUUGGCUGGGCAGGGCCUGGUUCCCCACUCUGGAAGCAUCUAGAAGUACCACCCUGACUUGGCAGAACAGCUGUGGCAGAGCAGGCUGGCUGGCCCUGAGGCUGGGGGGCAGGGAGGGUGGCUCCAGCAGGCCCUCUACCACACACACAGACCACCCUCCCCAGACUUUCCAAGGGUUCAGGAGCUGCUGUGCCCAGAGGUGGCGUUUUUCUUUUCCUUUUUUUUUUUUCCCAGGAGAAAAUGUUAAGUGUGAAGAAUACUUUUUUUUUUUAAUUAUCUUCCUUCCCUGGUUGCUGGCUCUGUUGUCAGUCCUGCUGCUCACCCUGCUCCAGGGGUCAGCCCAGGGAGCCCCAGGCAGCACUCUCUGGCUACCAUGAGCUGCCACGCACUUCUUACACUAUCAGUCCCAGGGCCAUCUUUGGGGGCCACAAAGCUGGGCUCAAGGAUGGGGAGUUGUAAUGGAGUGCUGCCUGACUGUGGGCUCAGGGGAGGAAGUGGGGACUGGCCCACCAUGCGGUGUGCCUGGGUAGCUCAGAGCUGCCCAGUCAGAGGCCCUAUCUGCCUUUCCUUCUGAAGGGAAUGUUUUUUUCUGAGAUAAAAUAAAAAUGAGCCAUGUUGUGUUUUAAGCUUGUCCAAUGA